AUGACAGAUGAAUGGAUAUCACAGACCCGAGCCAGCGAGCUUUAUGGCCUGAGUGUGUCGGAACUGCAGAGGAAUGCGGCACACGUUAUCGAUAACUCUGGCACCGCCGGAAGCGACACAGGCAAUGUUGCCUCUAAAGUGAAGCGUGGAAGCAACCCAACGGUGCCGUUAACAGUGCGUCUAGUGAAGAAUCCUCGAGGUUACCACCUGCCGAUGCGCUUGUACAAAACAUCGGAGUUGGAGACUUUGAGAGCGAUAAAACGGGAACAAGAGAAAACUAGUGUCCCAACCGAUAAAUGUGUAAAGAAAAAAGUUAUUAAACACAGCCGCAAGAAAUCGGCGCCACGGCCAGCUCCUCCCGUAUGCGCCAGCAACGGUCACACUUUCGUCCCUGAGAACUCCACCGUGCAGAAGUGCUCAGUGUGCGGUCAGAGAGUUGAGUUUGAGGAUAUUUAA
Babesia ovata is the source of this 456-nucleotide messenger RNA. Its product is annotated as pyruvate oxidase, putative. The record is from RefSeq and is a predicted model, not a curated record. Lineage: Eukaryota; Apicomplexa; Aconoidasida; Piroplasmida; Babesiidae. The coding region runs from base 1 to 456 and encodes 151 amino acids. The transcript has a single exon.